Messenger RNA from Bipolaris oryzae ATCC 44560, 429 nucleotides. RefSeq lists its product as uncharacterized. The record is from RefSeq and is a predicted model, not a curated record. Bases 1 to 429 code for a protein of 142 amino acids. Lineage: Eukaryota; Fungi; Ascomycota; Dothideomycetes; Pleosporales; Pleosporaceae. The transcript is spliced from 2 exons.
AUGGCUAUCAAUCGCCAUAGGUCCACUGAUGACGACGACUCAGAAAUGAGAUCAGUCACCCUCAUGUCCCUUCACUCUACUGUGUACCGUACCAGACUUCACCCAACCUGGGCUGAUUUGUUGUGCAGCCUCAAAACAUCCCGUCCGUCGCAGUCGUCGCCAUGGGCAAGCCGUCUUGUCAGCACCAAAGUUAUCUCGGGAUCCCUUGUCCAUGCUGACAGCCACCCGCCGCUCGUCUGGUACCGUGGCUCCUACCAAGAAGACGGAUGUUCCUUUGCUCCCAGUCUUAUCUACCCAGAUGUCGGACGUGGUAGCCAGUUUGUAGUGUCUAGUUGUUGUUGUUGUUGUUAUUGCUGUUGUGGGUAUGGAAUGAAAGCAUGCGCCCAAGCUUGCAACCCGCAGAAGAAGAAGGAGGGCUCAAGCAUGUGA